Messenger RNA from Aedes albopictus (Asian tiger mosquito), 1615 nucleotides. RefSeq lists its product as uncharacterized. The transcript has 3 exons. The coding region runs from base 26 to 1561 and encodes 511 amino acids. The record is from RefSeq and is a predicted model, not a curated record. Gene Ontology annotation, molecular function: protein binding. Gene Ontology annotation, cellular component: extracellular matrix. NCBI's taxonomy places the organism in Eukaryota, Metazoa, Arthropoda, Insecta, Diptera, Culicidae.
AUGGAGCAUUUAAAACGAAUUGGGGAUGGAAAAUCGUUCAUUUCAUUGUUCGUUGAAGUGUGAUCGAGUAAGGAUGAUCAUCCGCUUAUUGGCCUUGUUUCUUUUUUUGCAGGUCUCCCUGGCAGAGCCGAAAGACUUGGAAUGCAAACGGAAAAGUGCAAAAAUUUGUCAGCUAGACUUCGUGAUCUGGGGUAAUAAUCAGAAACCAAAGUUUCCAGAUUUAUCGUCCAAACAUACGCUUGUCAUUAGAUCGGGAAGCAUCGCGGAAUUUUCUAAAACUCUCGUUUCCCAACUUGGCAGCGUCACCAAGGUACAACUUGGACAGUUGGGUAUCACGUCUCUCUUCAUCUCUCCACAGUGGACUUCGUUAAAAGCUGAGUUCAAUCAAAUUAGCGAAUUACACAUAGAAGAAUUAGUCGACGUGGGAGAUUCUACAGACCACAUUCCUAAAACGUUUAAUGAGCGCGAUACUAAUGAAGAAGUCGAAAGGUUUGUGAAUCAAACUUCAGCAAUUGGAAAUCCGAAAGAUGAAUCAGAUGAAGCUUUGAAUGCCACUGAGGUUCCGGAGGUUCCAUUAGCAGAUACUCCAUUUAUCGACAUAACCGUUAAUGCGCUGGUUUUCCUCAAUCUUGCAAAUAACAGACUAAAGUCGGUCGACAACCUCAAGUUCCUUUCGAAACUGAAGGAGCUGCUCCUAGACGGAAAUCGUAUAGAGUUCAUCAAGAUGGGAACCUUCGCGGGCAUGAGAAAUCUGAAGAAACUAUCACUGGCGAAUAAUAAAAUCAAUCGCAUUGUAACGCCCGAGCCGACCAGUUUUCUCGCAUUGGAAAAACUGUCUCUCGCUUUCAACCAGUUGACCAAACUUGACGUGCAGAAUUGGGCCAUGUCACAGCUCACCCAUCUGGACGUAAGUCACAAUAAGUUGACUGCUAUGGACGUGACCACGUUGGAUCAGUUCGUGAGCUUGGAGAAAUUGGCCAUGGCCAACAAUUCGUGGCACUGCGAGUGGCUUAGUGUGGCUGUAAAAGACUUCGACCGAUCCUUCGUUCAGCUGGAAGACGCACAAGAAACAUGUCCAAAAGAUGAGUACGAGUUGAAAGGAUUCUGCUGCAAGUACUUCCAACAUAGCGAGGACGACUCGAUCAAUACCUUUGACAGAAUUAAACGCAUGGAGGAGGCGAACAAAAUGAUGAAACAGAAUUUUCAUAGCAAAGUUGAGCUGUUCAAGACUGAAUGGAUGACCAAUGCGGAAGCUCUGCAACAAAAGGCAAUGAAUAAGCUGAAGCCGUAUGAAGAACUGGAUAAAAAAAUGCAAAAGGAUGACAAUAAAGAAGCUCAAAAAGCCAUGGAAAAUCUCAGCAAAUUGAUCGAAGAUUGCAACGAUUUGCUAGAAAAAGUUAAAAAUGCAAAUGAACAUAACAAGCAGUAUACGCAGAGGUUCACGAGCUUGUUCUACACCACACUGGCGGAGAAGAAUAAACUGGUUCAAGAGAUGACUAAAGCAGCCACCUUGGAGGAGGAGAUGAAAAAGUAUGAAAUGAGCUUCAAAGCUAACAAUUGAAGGGAGUAAUUUGGAAAUCUAUUGGAGUCAAUAAACUCUGUGGAUGAUUUUGUA